UGCUGUUGACAUUGUUGUUGAUAUUUUGAAAACAGUUUUACAUUUUGAAAAUAUUUAGCUUUUUCCCGCUUAUGAACUUUCAAAAACAGUUAUUUUAAAUUGUAAAUACACUCAAGGAUGAAUAUGUGCAAAGAAUAAUUUACAAAGAAUGUUUAUCACUUUGUUAUAAUCAUAUUGCAAAUCUUGAUGCUGAGUUUUCUGGAACAACUGAGAAAUGGAUCUAUUGAAAGUAGGAGUUUUCAAGUUGCAGAGACUACACGUCGUGUCUUAUCAUUGGAACUGAGCAAUUUUCGAGACUUGGAAAGAUCUCAUGCUGGAGGUGUUAAUACAAUUGAUAUAGAAACUGUAGAAAACAGAUAUUUGCUAUCUGGAGGAACAGAUGGUACAAUUUUCAUUCAUGAUUUAUAUAACUUGAAAGGAAAUCCACAAUACACAUGCAAUGUUGCAUGCAGAAUUGAUAAACGUUCAGGACAUGCCCAUUCAUUCAGUGUGGGAUGUGUUCAGUGGUAUCCAUUUGAUACUGGAUUAUUUACUUCCACUGGUAUGGAUCACCAACUUCGUGUUUGGGAUGCAAACAGCCAGAAACCUGUUGAAAUAUUCAGAUUGGAUACACAUGUGAAUGGUCAUCAUAUGUCUUCUGUUGCUACUCAACAUUCGUUAGUUGCAGUUGCUGUUUCACACCCUAGAGUUAUACUUGUUGAUCUGAGAUCAGGAUCCUAUACACACGAAUUAAGAGGACAUCACGGUAAGGUUCGGGUAGUAAGAUGGUCACCUCAUGAAGAAUAUUUGUUGGCCACAGGUGGCACUGAUCAGCAUCUGCUUCUGUGGGAUGUGAGGUGUGCAAAAGGAUAUCUGCGCUCUCUAGAUCAAUAUAAUGGAAAAGCAAUGGGUAAUCAAAACUCCGUAAUAACAGCUCAUAAUGGUGCUGUUAACAGUUUAUGUUUCACUCCCGAUGGACUUUAUCUUGUAUCUUGCGGCACUGAUAAUAAAUUGCAUCUAUGGGAUGUUGCAAGAAGUGAAAAUACAUUGGUCAAUUAUGGUAAAGUAUCAAAUAAAGUGUUUCGAAUACCACGCAUUGAUAUGUGUUAUGCUUCAAAACCAGGAGUACUUUUUGUGCCAUCUGGAGGAAGUGUAGAAAUCUUUGAUUUAUUUACAGGUGAAAAAUUAAACACUUUAGUAGGUCAUUUUAAUACUGUAAACUGUUGUGCUUUUCGUUCCACUUAUCACGAGUUAUAUACAGGAGGAAAUGAUCGAAACAUACUUGUAUGGACACCAGAUACAGAACAGGAAGCAGCUUAUGAAGAAUAUUUGCGGAAAAAUGUGGGAAGUGAUAAAAAGGUCUCGAGGUCUUUUAUUAAAAGAACGAACUUGACUGAAAAUUGGAGUAGUGACGAAGAUUAGCAUAUGGCUUCAGUGUUUGUUUGCUUGGAGUAAGGAUAGCAAUCAGAAAUUUAUUUAUUAACUAUUAAUGAAUGGAAUAUGAAAUUACAGAUAAAAGGUUUGAUGUAAUGACAGGGUUAACUUGUUUACUUAAUUCAUUUUAUAGAUUAGUUUAUUGAUUGAUAUAACUUAUAUAGAUCUCUGGUUCAAAUUUAACAAUAUUAACAUAUAUUUUUUAAACUAUUUUUUUUGAAGAAAUGAAAAUUUUCAUGAAUUAAUACAUAUAUAUACAGGGUGAUCGGAAAAUGUCUGGCCAAAAUUUAAAGGGGGUUAGAGGGGACGAAUAUAAAAGAAUUUGCAGUACAAUGCUUGUCCAGAAACACCGCGUGAAGGUGGUAGAGGGCACUGUGUAGGGCAAUCAAAACAAGCCGGCAAUGUGGGAAGCUGUCAUUCCCUGCUGUGAUUUUAUACACCAUGCAGCGCUUUAUGAAUGUUGAACUAGCAGAUAUCCAUCUGAUGUAUAGAGCUGCGAAUGGAAACGGGAGAGCUGCACAAAGGUUGUACAGGGAACGAUUUCCCAAUAGAGAAAUACCAAAUCGUCAAACUUUCACUGGUUGGUGGUCACUCUUUCAAGCAUUUGCUGUGACAUGUUGAUUUAAUAAAUGGCUUGUUACAUUUAUUUGUCUCUCUUUCCUUUUUACCUUUCCACUUUCUUUACUCUCCAGGACUUUCACGUAGCAUUUCCGGAAAAGCAUUGUACUGCAAAUCCUUUUAUAUUCGUCCCCUCUAAUCCCUUUUAAAUUUUGGCCAGACAUUUUCUGAUCACCCCGUAUAUACAUCAUAUCAGAGUAUGUGAUACAUUAAAAUUAUCAUUCCUUCAUUUGUUGUGAAUUUGUCUCUUUAAUCCGAUUUUCAGUUCGGUAGACUAUCAUAUACAGCAUUCAGGUUAUGAAUUUCCUUUAUUGAUUUGUUAUAUGCAUUUCGGACUCAAUUGUAAUUUAAGUCCCUCUUCAGUACAAACUCAGAUUCUGUUUUCUAAAAACUUCGGUGUAUAAUUGGUAACGUUGUAAAAGAAUAAAAAUACAGCCAUUUAAAAAACACUUCAACUACAUAUUCACAAAAUCUGAUUAGCAAACAGAAAUCUGAGUUUGUACUGAAGAGGGACUUAAAUUACAAUUGAGUCCGAAAUGCAUAUAACAAAUCAAUAAAGGAAAUUCAUAACCUGAAUGCUGUAUAUGAUAGUCUACCGAACUGAAAAUCGGAUUAAAGAGACAAAUUCACAACGAAAAUAGCAGCAGCCAUAAGUGAUUUUCCUUCAUUUGUUCUUUGAAAUUGCUGAAUUAUACUUGUUCAUAAUUAAGAGAACUUCUAAAGCAAAUUAAGAUAUUUUUUGUUUUACAUAUGAUGGAUUAAAAAAGAAUUUUAUAUAUGAUUUUAAAAAUA
Molecule: messenger RNA, 2823 nt
Organism: Centruroides sculpturatus (bark scorpion)
Lineage: Eukaryota; Metazoa; Arthropoda; Arachnida; Scorpiones; Buthidae
Product: DNA excision repair protein ERCC-8-like
Exons: 5
Coding region: 187-1401 (404 amino acids)
Biological process (GO): proteasome-mediated ubiquitin-dependent protein catabolic process; transcription-coupled nucleotide-excision repair; protein polyubiquitination
Cellular component (GO): Cul4A-RING E3 ubiquitin ligase complex; nucleotide-excision repair complex
Molecular function (GO): protein binding
Source: RefSeq, a predicted model, not a curated record